CAUCCCAAUCCUCUGGACUCCUACUUGCAUUUAAAUCUUUCCCCAUGAAAGUUAUCCACACCUGCAGUAUGUUCAUCAUCUUCUCAACUCCCCACAUCAAAACCAGAUCUCUCAAUUGGGUUUUCCUCCAAUGUUUCACAUGAAGAAAUUGUUUUUUUUGACACAAUGAACAGAACCCAGGUGCUAAAUUUGAUUCUUGCACUGACUUCAUCAACAACUUUGGUGUUUUUCCUACUUUUCAUCUACUUUUACUGCAAGAAAACUGCAAAGAGUGAGCAAAAGGAUAUGGAAAAAAUAGAGCAGAAGCAAGAGGAAGUCGUGGAGGCAGAGGAGCUGGUGACUUUUCAGGAUGGGGAUGACUUAACAAUAUGUGACAUUCUGGAUGCUCCGGGGGAAGUGAUCGGAAAAUCAAACUUCGGUACGCUGUAUAAGGCCCUGUUGCAGAGCAGCAACUCGGUGAAGUUGCUGAGGUUUUUGAGGCCUGUUUGCACUGCAAAAGUUCAAGAUUUUGGUGAAGUUAUUCGGCUUUUGGGGUGCAUAAGGCAUCAUAAUUUGGUCCCUCUUUUGGGAUUUUAUGCAGGGCCGAGAGGUGAGAAGCUUUUGAUUCAUCCGUUUUAUUGGCGCGGCAAUCUGGCUCAGUUUGUGAGAGAAAGCAAUCCUGACUCUCACAAAUGGCCCAUAAUCUAUAAAAUCUCAGUUGGUAUAGCCGAAGGCUUGGAUCACCUUCACACCGGCUUUGAAAGGCCGAUAAUUCACGGCAAUCUCAAGUCGAAAAACAUACUCUUGGGUCACCAUUAUUGCCCUUUCAUAUCCGAUUUCAGCCUCCAUCUUCUGCUGAAUCCAACUACUGGCCAUGAAAUGCUUGAAGUCUCGGCAUCCGAAGGCUACAAAGCACCUGAGCUGAUGAAAAUGAGGGAUGUGAACGAAGAGACCGAUAUAUACAGUCUUGGGGUUAUCUUGCUUGAAUUUCUCACAGGGAAGGAACCCAUCAACCAAAACCCUACAACUCCUGAUAAGGAUUUUAGUUUGCCAGAUUUCAUGAGAAAUGCAGUGCUUAGACAUAGAAUUCAUGACUUGUUCCAUCCAGAUUUGCUUCUCAAUAGCAGCGCUGGCUACGGAGAAAUCCCCGUCACAAAAGAAAGGAUUCUCAAACUCUUUCAGCUUGCUAUGGCAUGUUGUGCUCCUUCUCCAUCACUUAGACCGAACUCCAAGCAAGUUCUGUCGAAGCUUGAAGAAAUUGGAAACUGA
Messenger RNA from Pyrus x bretschneideri (Chinese white pear), 1248 nucleotides. Its product is annotated as putative kinase-like protein TMKL1. Gene Ontology annotation, biological process: protein phosphorylation. The transcript has a single exon. Lineage: Eukaryota; Viridiplantae; Streptophyta; Magnoliopsida; Rosales; Rosaceae. The coding region runs from base 166 to 1248 and encodes 360 amino acids. Gene Ontology annotation, molecular function: protein kinase activity; ATP binding. The record is from RefSeq and is a predicted model, not a curated record.